Equus quagga is the source of this 3368-nucleotide messenger RNA. It is a transcript of the gene LAS1L, whose product is annotated as LAS1 like ribosome biogenesis factor. The transcript has 14 exons. Gene Ontology annotation, biological process: maturation of LSU-rRNA; maturation of 5.8S rRNA. Gene Ontology annotation, molecular function: endonuclease activity. The record is from RefSeq and is a predicted model, not a curated record. Gene Ontology annotation, cellular component: preribosome, large subunit precursor; Las1 complex. Lineage: Eukaryota; Metazoa; Chordata; Mammalia; Perissodactyla; Equidae. The coding region runs from base 1067 to 3217 and encodes 716 amino acids.
UCGCCACUCUGGGCCCAGCGUAUCGUGGUCGCCUGGCUCAGUAAGGCCGAGUGGGAUCAGGUGACGGUGUAUCUGUUCUCUGACGACCAUAAAUUGCAGCGGUACGCGCUGAACCGCAUCACCGUGUGGAGGAGCAGGUAAGGCGGCAGGUUCAGCCCUCCUGCCUGCGUGCUGGUGGCGCCUUACCUCUUCCUUUGUAGAAUUCCUGUAAGGCCAUAUUCUCCAGUCUUCCCCUAAAUUGUCUAAUGGUGUCCCUGUGAGAGGUUUGGGCGUUGCCCCUCUCCCAAGUGCCUGGGGGAAAGUCACAGCCUAGCUCUUGGACUAAUCCCGUUUGCAGAAAGAAUGGGAGUGUGGGGGCCGGCUCCGUGGCCGAGUGGUUGAGUUUGCGCGCUCCGCUGCGGCGGCCCAGGGUUCGGAUCCUGGGCGCAGAUAUGGCACCGCUCGUCAGGCCACGUCGAGGCGGCGUUCCACAUCCCACAACUAGAAGGACGUGCAGCCAAGAUAUACAACUGUGUACAGGGGUGGUUAAAAAAUAAAGAAAGAAAGAAAGAAAGAAAAAGAAAGAGAAUGUGCCUCCACAGCCCUCUUGUAAAAUCUUUGAGCUUUAACCCUUACCUUCUUCCAUCUUGGGGAGGGUGCGGGAGGACCAUUGUGGCUGAGCCAGCGGUUGAGUAGUAGGUUAGUACCCUUGGGUGGAUUUCCAAUUCAAAUUGUCGCGGGGGGGGAGGUUGCCUACAAAAUCGUGUUCGAAUGGGGUUCCUCAGUCCAGUUGGUAAGAUUGAGUUAGGAGGAGAUAAGAGAUAAGGGUCUUCUCCAGCUGAAUGAGUUGAGGGUUUCGGGGUGAAAGAAAGGGGUAUGUCCACCACACUUAAUUGUUGGUUGAUUGUGGAGCAGUUAGACGUCCUGUGUAUACCCUAGACAGCCUCUCAUGCCCUGUGUACUAUUGGAUCCCAGGGACAUUAUCCUCUCUCUUCCCACCUUCUUGAUUUGUGUCUGUUCAUGAACUCUUGAGCCAAUAUAUAAUCAGAAUAGCUUACAGCAACCUAGGUUCUGAGGUGGGUGGUGGAUGAGUGUAAGGGACCUUUAUGAUGGUGCUGGACUGUGGCCUUUUAGGUUAGGCAACGAACUCCCCCUGGCAGUGGCUUCUACUGCUGACCUGGUACGCUGUAAGCUCAUGGAUGUAACUGGUGGCUUGGGCACUGAUGAACUUAGACUGCUCUAUGGCAUGGCAUUGGUCAGGUUUGUGAAUCUUAUCUCGGAAAGGAAAACGAAGUUUGUCAAGCUCCCCCUCAAGUUCCUGGCUCAGGAGGUGAACAUUCCGGAUUGGAUUGUUGAACUUCGCCAUGAGUUGACCCAUAAGAAAAUGCCCCAUAUAAAUGACUGCCGCAGAGGCUGCUACUUUGUCCUGGAUUGGCUCCAGAAGACGUACUGGUGCCGCCAACUGGAGAACAGCCUGAGAGAGACCUGGGAGUUGGAGGAGGACAGGGAAGAGACAGAUGAAGAGGACCAAGAGGAUGAUAAAAACAUUGUUGUUGAGGAUGUCACAGAACAGAGACCAGAGCCUAAGGAUGAGGCGAAAGGUGCAGAGCUGGAUGUCAGGGCUGAUGGAGACAGCGAAGGAAACAAAGAGGUUGAUUCGCAUUGGGAAAAGACUCUGAGACAUAAAGAGCUAUAUGAAAGAGCCCGGGAACUGCUGGUAUCAUAUGAAGAGGAGCAGUUUAAGGUACUGGAGAAAUUUAGGCAUUUACCUCAGGCCAUUAAGGCAUGGAAUAACCUGUCCCCACCUGUAGAAUGCAUCCUGGCUGAGCUCAAGGGCAUCACAUGGGAGAACAGGUUUGUAACUAGGGAGGCUGUGCUGGAUGCUUUUCUGGAUGACGGCUUUCUCAUCCCCACAUUUGAGCAGUUGGCAGCUUUACAGAUAGACUAUGAAGAUGGGCAGACUGAGGUCCAGAGAGGGGAAGGUACUGACCCAAAGUCACACAAAAAUGUGGACUUGAAUGACAUCCUGGUGCCAAAGCCAUUCUCUCAAUUCUGGCAGCCCCUGCUCAGGGGCCUGCACUCCCAGACCUUCACGCAGGCCCUGCUGGAGAGGAUGCUCUCUGAGCUGCCAGCCUUGGGGGACAGCGGGAUCCGGCCCACCUACAUCCUCAGAUGGACCCUUGAACUGAUCGUGGCUAACACCAAGACUGGUCGGAAUGCCCGCCGAUUUUCUGCAAGCCAGUGGGAAGCGAGAAGGAGCUGGAGGCUAUUCAACUGCUCUGCCUCCCUUGACUGGCCCCGGGUGGUUGAGUCCUGCUUGGGCUCACCUUGCUGGGCCAGCCCCCAACUCCUUCAGCUCGUCUUCAAAGCCAUGGGGCAGGUCUUGCCAGAUGGGGAGCAGGAGAAGCUGCUGCGUAUCUGUUCCAUUUAUAACCAGAGUGGAGAAAACAGCCUGGUGCAGGAGGGCUCAGAGGCCUCCCCGAUUGGGAAGUCUCCAUACACACUGGACAACCUGUAUUGGAGCCUCAAACCAGAUGGUGCCAGCUCUGGGCCUGAAGGUGAAGCCCAGCAGCAGGAGGAGCAGGGCAGCCUUAAUGAUGUUAAGAAAGCUGAGAAGGAGGAGAAAGAGGUCAUGGAAGACCAGGUGGAGGAGGAGGAAGAGGAAAAUGAUGACCAAGAGAAGUGGAAGGAGGAGACGGAGGAUGAAGAAGAAGAAGAAGAAGAAGAAGAUGAUGACGAUGACGACGAUGACGAUGAUGAUGACAUAGACGAUGAGGAAGACAGAAUGGAGGUGGGGCCUUUCUCUAUGGGGGAGGAGUCCCCCACUGCUGAGAAUGCUAGGCUCCUGGCCCAGAAAAGAGGAGCUUUGCAGGGCUCUGCAUGGCAAGUUAGCUCAGAAGAUGUGCGAUGGGACAUCUUCCCCUUAGGCCGAAUGCCAGGUCAGACCGAGGACCCAGCAGAGCUUAUGCUGGAGAAUUAUGACACCAUGUAUCUUUUGGACCAGCCUGUGCUAGAGCAGCGGCUGGAACCCCCAACAUGCAAGACUGGGCAUCUUGGUAGCAAGGCCUGCGCAGGGCUCCAUGCUCUCCCUCGAAACUCGCCUCUGGAUCACAGGCGUGGGAGCCCUUGGGUCAUCAGGGAGCCAGGAACCAAGCAGCCCUUGCUGAGGGGCUCUGCUGGUAACACAAAGGAGCCCGUCCAGAGGGCGUGUACAUUCCGGAAUGCGGGGCCAUUGUGACCAGGAGAAUCCUCACCCUGGGCCUGAGCUGUGGCAUUGGCAGUGGCAACUGCAGCAACGGCAGCAGCAACUUGGAGGGCCUUCUCUGGAGCCAGGGCCAGCUGCAUGGGCUCAAAACUGGCCUGCAGCUCUUCUGAUGCCCACCUUGGUG